AUGCCUGACACUGACCUUCAGUGGGAUCAUCCUCCACCAGCGAAUCCGUCCGGCCCAUUGAUCAUUUUUUGGCGGCUCUACGAUGCACGUGUUUACAAUCCACCGUCUCGGAUCAGACCACACGUGGGUCAAGGUCAAUUCUCUCUUCCGACCAGUAGACUAAGCGACAUCAGUAUUGAGCAGAUCGUAUUCGAAAUAACGACAGCUUUUGAAAGUCACGAAAUCAAUCCGCUGGUCGAAUCUGAAGCGAAUCUCAAAGACAGAUCCAUUGACACCCCACAUGCAAUUGACAUUCUUUCAUAG
This is a messenger RNA of Bacidia gigantensis, 303 nucleotides long. RefSeq lists its product as uncharacterized. Bases 1 to 303 code for a protein of 100 amino acids. Lineage: Eukaryota; Fungi; Ascomycota; Lecanoromycetes; Lecanorales; Ramalinaceae. The transcript has 2 exons. The record is from RefSeq and is a predicted model, not a curated record.